CGGCGAUCGGUCAAGUCCUCCAACGGAGCAGUGGGCCUCCACCCACUUUCUCGCCUAGGGAUCCCUGUCCAAGAGUUCGGAUUAGACACUUCGGGGAAAAGCGAAGAGUUAAGACGAUUACUGACAGCGUUUGCCAAGGGAACGGAUCUUACAAAUGAGGUCAGACAGCAACUCGCCGUACAAGAGGUACAAGAGAGACAGAAGCCCGGCAAAAGAUAUAAUACCGGAAAUCGUAGUAUUUGGGGAAGAAGAGCAGAGACAGCAACUCGCCGGAUCAACGGUGAGAUAUAGGAGGGACAGAAGCCCGGCAGAGAUAAGACCGAAAAUCUCAGGAGUCGGAGAAGAGGAGCAGAGCAGAGAGGAAGAACCGACAACAAGGGCAAAAGCUAGGAUCAGAGCAGCGAAAAAGGAGAAAAACAGCAAAAGGGAAGGAGAAAGAAAUAGAAAAGUGGAAUGGAGAAUGGAAACAGAAGUGGUUGACCGAGUACGAAGCUGGGGCAUCCGAUACCAAGGAACGACGAACCCACUGGAAUUCUUAAGCAAAAUGGAGCAGUGGGCAUCCGGAUACGGUAUCCAGGAGAACCAGCUAAUUCAGACCAUGCCGUACAUAUUGGAAGGAGCCGCCGAAGACUGGUGGAACACCACGCCAACCAAAAUUAGUACAUGGAAGCAAUUAACGGCAGAACUGCUAGAGUACUUCCUGCCUCCAAGAUAUGAGAAACGACUGGAGACACAGAUCACACAGCUUAAACAGCGGGAAUCAGAACCAGUUAGGGAAUACGCGAUGGGACUAAGGAAGCUGAUGCGAUUCACGAAACUGUCAGAAGAGGAAAAACUCGACCGCAUAUUUACCAACUGUAGAAGCAAGAUCAAGCUCUACACGCGGAGAUCAGGAUUUAGGUCGCUGACAGAGUUCCUCAAACUAGCAGAGGAAGUGGAGGAGAUUGAAGCAGCAGAGAACCAGAGACGACACAACCAGCCAACACAGCAGCAAAUACGACCGGAAAUUUGUAUGCGAUGCGGCACGCAAAUGCGGCAAUCUACAAAGGUUAUAUUGCUGGGUCUGUGGAAAGAACGACAUCAGAACAACGGAGUGUUGCAGAGCGGUACCGGGAAACGCAGGAGGCCUGAGCAGAUAAAGCUGGCAGCUCAGGCGGCAAGACUAGAGCCAGCACCAGGAAAGCAACUAAGCUGCGACGGGUACCAAAUAAUAGCACGAAUCGGGAUUGGAAAAAGAACGGCAAAGGGAGUGGUAGACACCGGAGCAUCACGAAGCGUUAUAAGUAUGAAUCGGUACCAGAACCUCAGAAAACAAGGCAGCUGGAGCGGAACCCGGGCCGAAAUGAUAAUGGCCAAUGGAUCAUGCCAGAGGACUGUGGGAAUGUUCACAGCGGAUAUCCGAUUCGGGGGACAAACAUUCAGCCUGACCUUCCUGAUACUGAAGAAGGUCGCAGGCGGUAUCUUGUUAGGAAUGGACUUUCUGGCCGGAGCACACAGCCUACUACGGUGCGGGAAAUUGGAAUUGGAAAUAAUAACAACCGCGGGGGACAGGGAAAGCGAGGAGGACCAUGCAGCCAGGGGGACCAAGAACGAGAGACAAGAACCAUCAGAGGCAAAAAUACAAGCGUUCCUGGACAGUCAAAGGAUCGAAAAUGCAUCGAUUUCAGAACAGCGUGCAGAAAUUUCGACAUCGCCACGCAAACAUCACAGCGUCGGCAAGGACGGCAAAGGUAAUCGAGGCGACGGCAAUGGCUGGAGGCACGAGGAAAAGGACGGCACCGGCGAAAAUGGGCAUUGCGACGAUGCAGGAAGAGAGGCCGGAGAUGCCUGCCGGGAAGAAACGGAUCGCACACACGCCGCGGACACGAGAAACGGGCACCGAGGCUCGCCAGCAGUCUCCAGUAUCGACAUCACGCCGCCAGUCACCGACACGUGCGGCACAACCAUCGUGCGCAGCCGCCAAAGCGCGCAAGCUUCUGUCAUCGCACACGCAGACGACACGAAGACAGCCAUUGGACUCGGCCAGCCCAGCUCGCCAGCAGUCACCACCACGCAGCAGCCACCAACAUCCGCCAGCAGCUCUAGUCUGCCAGCAGUCACCACCACGCAGCAGCCGUCAACAUCUGUGCGCAUACGACAGCAGUCGGAGACUCGGCAACGCAUGCGCCCACACCCACAAGGGAGACCAGCUACAUCGCCCGCCCGGGAUAUUAUAGAAAUACACUCGGACGAAGUCAACAACUGGGGCUGGAGGAUCCCAGCGGGAGCGCAUUUUUCGGCGGAAGCCGUGGAGGAGAUCCGCAGACGACUCGCGCAGAAAAAAUACGGCCGGCAGCAAGCUUGGGUCAUGCAGGAUGGAACGGCAACUUGGCGCGUCGUGGUCUCAAGGGCGAAUAAGGUCACGCUGAUGGAACAUAGCGCCUCUUAA
Drosophila kikkawai is the source of this 2428-nucleotide messenger RNA. RefSeq lists its product as uncharacterized. Gene Ontology annotation, molecular function: aspartic-type endopeptidase activity. Lineage: Eukaryota; Metazoa; Arthropoda; Insecta; Diptera; Drosophilidae. Gene Ontology annotation, biological process: proteolysis. The record is from RefSeq and is a predicted model, not a curated record.